UAAUUCUGACGGCGAUUAACUGUAUGUCGGUGCGAUUGGCCACAUUUGUACAAGAUUUUUUCACUGUGGCGAAGUUAUUUGCGCUGUGCUUGAUAAUCGGCACCGGUGCGAUAUUGCUGGUAACAGGAAAGCCGCAGUACCGCGAAUCGUUCGAGAAUAUCUUCGAGAACACAACACCGGAUAUUGGGACUGCAUCGCUUGCUUUUUACUCUGGCCUGUUCGCAUAUCAGGGAUGGAAUUAUCUCAAUUUCAUUGUGGAGGAGUUGCAGAAUCCAAGAAGAUUAUUCUACGUUGGAGCACGAGAAGGACACAUGCCUGUGGUUUUGACGAUGAUCAACAAGCGUACUCGCACACCCAUUCCUGCCGUUAUUUUCACGGGCUUGCUUUCGAUGGCUUACCUGACACUGUCACGUGAUGUUUUCUCGCUGAUAAAUUAUAUUCAAAUUGUAUAUUGGCUGGCCAUCGGCUGUGCUAUUGCCGCAUUGUUUUGGUUACGAAAGAAGAUGCCGGAUGCAGAAAGGCCCAUUAAGGGCUUGCUUUCGAUGGCUUACCUGACGCUGUCACGUAAUGUUUUCUCGCUGAUAAAUUAUAUUCAAAUUGUAUAUUGGCUGGCCAUUGGCUGUGCUAUUGCCGCAUUGUUUUGGCUACGAAAGAAGAUGCCGGAUGCAGAAAGGCCCAUUAAGGUUAACCUGAUAUUUCCAACGCUUUUCUUCCUCGGUUGUGUUGCUUUGGUAAUUAUCCCGAUCAUCGGCUCACCAAAGGAUACUGGUUUGUUUCCUUCUCAGGUUCAGACUUUUUUUUUGCUUCAUAAUUUUCUGUAUAAACCGCACUAUUUGCAGCAAUCGGUAUUGGAAUUCUACUCACCGCGGUUCCUAUUUAUGCUGUUUUUGUCGCUUGGAAAAGCAAACCAAAGUGCUUCAAUGCAAUCUCAGGUUGCCAUUUAUUCUUUGUCAAAGUAAAA
This is a messenger RNA of Gongylonema pulchrum, 961 nucleotides long. The record is from the annotation of a GenBank genome assembly. NCBI's taxonomy places the organism in Eukaryota, Metazoa, Nematoda, Chromadorea, Rhabditida, Gongylonematidae.